Molecule: messenger RNA, 717 nt
Organism: Pseudocercospora fijiensis CIRAD86
Lineage: Eukaryota; Fungi; Ascomycota; Dothideomycetes; Mycosphaerellales; Mycosphaerellaceae
Exons: 2
Coding region: 166-501 (111 amino acids)
Source: RefSeq, a predicted model, not a curated record
ACAUCAUAUCAUCGAUUAUCGACGGACUGUGUCUGCCUAGCUAAUGACAAUUCUCACUUGCGAGAGGGGGACUUCAGGCUCCUCACCUGCAGCGAUCCAUGAAUGUGUCACUCCACACGGCAGUACGCGGUGGCUUUCACAGCCUCUUAAAGUCCUCACUGUCAAAUGCUCGGACUUGGAAGCUUUCUAUGGUCCGCAUGUAACGUUCGUCACGGCAGGCUGAAAAGUAUGGCGGGCCCGGACUUGGCACGAGCUCAAGUCGGGCAGCAGAUUGAGGCUCAAUCGCGAUCCUGCAUGGGAUGCAUAUGUACCUGGAGACGGAUGCAGCCCUGCAGCCCUCUUUGCGCUCGCGGCGAUCCUCUGGAACCGUGCAGCUGGAGCACCGAACAUGUAGGGGCUGAGACGUUCCGGCUGAUAGCUGGGAAGAGCCAGCCAAGACUGUCACUCAAUCAGUCGCAGGGCAUUCUUUCUCUAUCGUCCUCUGUGGGCGGCGCCAGAUAGUGAUGAUGCAUUGAUCGGGUCCCAGAGGCUCGGCUGUGGCAGGGAUUCAGCUCCCGCUUGGCUUCGCGUUCGUGUGACCUGGCGUAUUCGUGUGUCAAAGUCGAUAUACUCUGCCACCUCCAAGACCUGCUGGGAAGCACUGCUCCGGUGUCAAGCGCCCAGAGCUAAAUGAGACCCUAACAUUCGAUGGCGGAGAAUUGCAGAUCAGAUGUUGGG